Molecule: messenger RNA, 4352 nt
Organism: Priapulus caudatus
Lineage: Eukaryota; Metazoa; Priapulida; Priapulimorpha; Priapulimorphida; Priapulidae
Exons: 9
Coding region: 42-3680 (1212 amino acids)
Biological process (GO): protein desumoylation; Cajal body organization
Cellular component (GO): Cajal body
Molecular function (GO): SUMO binding
Source: RefSeq, a predicted model, not a curated record
UUGAGUUGUUUAAUUGUUCUUGAUUGAGCGCUUUUAAAGAAAUGGGUAGUCAAGCUAAAAGGAUGCAGUGGUGUGAAGAAUGCAAUCGAAGGGGUAUAAGAAAGAGGCUGAAGUUGCACCAGUUAAACUUUAAAGAAGCCAUGUGGUUGUGUGAGAACAGCCAGUGUGUUUAUCCAUUAAAUCUGCCAAGUAUGAAAGUGAAAAACUUUAUUGUGAAGCAAAAUUUUAUGACCAUCUCGAGAUGUCAGAGAGCACUCGCACUGGCUCCACCCUCGUCUCUGUCCACAGAUCCAGCAUCUAAAGUACUAGAAGGGCCUAGGCAAAUGUACAGCAAACUGGUGACUGACGCUGGUCACCUGACUAAGGUAUCAGUGAGUUUGACGGAGAGAAUGGAGUCAACCGUGGAAUGGCUUAAGACGGUGUGCACGCGCCCGCCAUCUGGUGGUCCCGUUAUCUCGCAGCCGGCUUCACCCUCGUGCGAGCAGCCAGCCAGAAGUACGUUCAAUAGCGUCCUGAGUUCCACCGAUAUGGAAAUGAUAAGCCAUGGGCAGUGCCCGUGUGAUGACAAGGCCUGUCUGCCGUGCAGGCCACAGGCAAGCCGUUGUGAGUCGACUGCACAAGAUGUCGUCACUGAGAAUGCUGCUGAUAUUGAGACGUCUCUUCGGGGGCAACAGGAAACAGGGAGAAGGAUUCACUCAGGAAAACACUCUGCGUUCCAUACUUACGAUUCUCAGAGUAUGAGUAGUCCAAAAAUAGCAGGAUCCCGUGACGAGGCUAGGCAAACUUUUACUGACAAUGAGGUUUUGCUGCUGAAUUGCACUGCAAAUGGAACUGCUGCACCCACGGCUCCAGUGUCAUUACAGAAAUGUAGUAGUGAAGAUGCACUAAGUAAAGUGCCACUUGAGAGUGAUUUAGAUCCGAUACAGCUACAGUUGGAAGCAGGUGUAGAAAUAGUGUCAAACAGUGUGCAGGUUAAUGACAAGGAAUCUACAAGUGAUAAAUAUCGCAUAAAAUCUACAAGGCAAGCCAAAAGGUCCAAAUCGAGCGCAAACGUAGUGAAAGAAGCAAAGCAGCCAUCUGAACUACUCGCUCUCGCAGCACGUUCUCCCGACAAACCCGCGUCUCCCUCGGCGACGGAAACCGAGAGUUCGCCGCGGACAGACGAAGGCUUGGAGCUGCAGUGGUUCUCCGCGGGCAAUCUCAGCUGGUUGUGUGCGGUGCUGAACCUGAUCGUCCACAGCACGAUCAUCUCGCGCUGCGCCCUCGCCCUCAGCGACGACUUCAUCGUGAAGACUCUCGUCGGCGCGUACCAACAAGUGGACGUGCUGAUCGGCCGGCGGAAGCUGGCGGUGGCCAGCGUCGACGACGUCGUCGUGAGCGAAGUCGCGAAGAUGCUGAGCUCGGCGACGGCAGCGACGAUCGCGUAUGUGAGGUCCGAGGACAAGGACAAGGAGGAGGAGGACGAGGAGGAGGAGGACGAUCUGGUCGAGAACUCGCUCGUAAAGCUGCUCGAGUCGCAUCCCUCGCUGGAGCGGCAACUCGCCCACACCAGCCGGUGGCAGUUCGUUUGCGAGAAGUGUGGCCUCAAGCAGUCUAGCAGAACCCAAUGCGUAGUGCAUAAGAUUCCAGGUGUACUCCCAAAAUUCCUGAAUAGGCAGCCAUAUUUCAAGUGCUUUUGCAUAAAGUGUGGUGUGCCCGAGCAAGAGAUGAAGAUGACAUUUAUAGGAUCACCCAGAUGCCUACUACUUGGUUUGGGAGCUGGCAUGGAUUCGUGUGACCCUGGCCACUACACGUUCAGACAGAAUGGCAUUGAUUAUACCUUAGGUGCUAUUGUAACGAGAGAACGUAGCAGCUGUACAACAUGGAUAUUCCAGGAUGGAAGCUGGUUAAAGUGUAAUGGUCGCAACCUGGUAGCUAAGCGUACGACCGUCGCAGACUUUUCUGUUGCCCCUUCAAACGUCUGUCUGGCAGUCUGGGACGGUAACAGCAGCGAGUCCGCAGACGUAAACGUCGGUGCGAAUAGUCUCGCCGACUGUAGAGGUGCCCAGGAGGAUGGCGUCAGCAUUGCUAAGCCCGAGUCCCUCCCCCGCACAUUCAGGAAGCCAGAGGUGCACUUGUUGGCCAAGAGCGCCGUGCCGACGUACGGCCGUGCCGAUGGGACCGGGUCUGCUGCCGGCACGCCGAGGUCAGCGGCGAGCCUCGAGAGCUUCUUGGACGAGGCUUACGAGUCGUGCAGCGACAACUCCGAUUUGCUGAAUGCCGACGGAAAGCAGCAGCAGCAGCAGCAGCGCUUGCCCUGCGUAAACUACGUCGGCGUCCCGCGUCCGACGGCCGGCCCGCCCGCCGUAGAGACGCGGAGUCGUGAUACGUUGCUGACUGCUGUCGCAACGUCUUCCGCCAACUCGUUUGCGCCUAUAACGUGUACGCGAGUCGCACGGGGCCGCGCAGAUUACACACGCAGCGCCAAGGGUGCAGCAGCCACUGUGUGCAGAGUGCCACAGCCGGGUAAGUCUGCUAGUGAAUCGGUCGGACAUGUGCAGCUGAAUUCAUCGCAUAGCAGGCAACGACUGACAUGUACCCCAGCAACUGCGAGCAGGAGUGGUGGAAGCAGCACGUGUUCCAGCCUCAGUUCCCAUGACAGCCAAGGGUUGUCGUUGCCAGUGUCCGGGAGACCUAACCUCAGAACACAGAAAUCAGACGGGGCAGCGAAAAAGUCAAGUGCACAAUCAGUUAGUUCACAGGCCAUUGCCGCAGUUGUCAGUAGGGCCAAUAUUCUCACACGAGGUACCAAGAGAACGAGUUCCGGUAGUGUGUCAUCGUCCACUAGGCAGGCCUGUGGUUCCAACAACCGGAGAGAAGCAAAACGACAGUUUCCGUCUUUCACAGUCAGCCCAGCUGCAAGUGAACGAAGCAGCAGCUCUGACAAGGAUACUGUGGUUCAACUGCUGAGGAGGUUGCAGGAGAAGAGGGUAACAAGGUGCGAAGUCGCAUCGCAGCCAUCGUCCACUCUGUCCUCUAAUCUCACCUUUGAUGAGAACGACAAGCUUAACUACAUGCAGCUUCUGAAGGAGAAGGUGAUUGCCAAGCGAAUGCAAAAUCCUAGCAACACUUUCCAGGGUUACACUCCCAAAGCGGCUCUAAAUGUCAAGACACCAGUUGGUAAGCCAAAGAGAAAAAGAGGACAACCGCCAAAGGGGAGAUCUGUAACUAUUACGCCUACUCAAAUUUGCGGCAGUGGGUCACUAAGGAAAGCAAAUAGUACCCAGGAUGACGCUAGCUGUGCCUCAACUGCUUCGUUGCCAUCUUCUUAUCUACCACCUUUCAAGAAGGCUGACAGCUCUAUUGACGACAUCUUGACGUCCACCAUGGAUGAAGACUCAUCAGCAGCAGACAAGGGGCAGAUAGAGAAGAUCAUGCAGGAAUUAAUGGACAUACCCGGUUUACCAGAUCCUGACGAGGGUGCACAGACGAAGGAAACAAAUGCUCUAACUCACCACUCCACGUUAGCAAGUCAGAGCAACGAGAGUUGCACACAAGCAGUCGGGGUUGAUGGCAGCUGCGACACCGGUAUGGCACAGCUAAGUCAGGAAUUGGCCGAUCUCAUGGAAACUGAUGAACUGGGUACAGUUGACUACAACAGCUUUUCAAUUGAGCCUACAUUUCUCGAUGGACUACUGUGAUAUAGAGUUUAACAAUCACUGCUUUACCAUGUUAUCAUGUCUUGUGGCUGUGAACUAUCAUGUGACCCCUGUGAGAUUUUCUCGUAAUUGAUAAAUUUGUACUUAAUAAUAAUCAUUUAAGUGCUUUUCUUAAUGGUAUAUACUAUUUUCUACUAGUUUCAUACAGCACUUAUACUGUCAUACUGUCAAACCAAAGCAUGUAAAUAAGUGAUCAAGUUACGAGUAGAUAACCAAUGCAAGAUAAUUAAUAAGUUAAGUAAUUGACCUGUAAAAUUACGUUUAGGAUGAUUUUAUGUGGUCGUCCCAAUAGUAUUGGAUAUUAUUGGUAUCGUUCUUAGGCGCUCUCACAAUUAUGUGUUAGUACUCGUUGGCACUAACAAAAUUUUUGUAAGUGAAAGCAAAUUUUUAUUGGCUAUAAUUACUAACAGAAUUUUUGCCUGUGCACUUGAAAUUUGGUUUAAUGAAUCAUUUAAUAUAAUUUACUUGCAACAAACCCAUUAAUGUGUAGAUUCGUGUGUGUGUCAUGACUAGUAGUCACAUGUGUAAUACGUUUUUUCCUAAAAACAAAACAAUGCAGUAAAUGCUCAAUUCUGUUACACCACUGUUUUUCAUGUAAUGCGUUUUCACAUGCAAUGUCUUCAAUGGCAUAGUAGAACAAAUAAAUUAUUUAAA